This is a messenger RNA of Dichomitus squalens LYAD-421 SS1, 1193 nucleotides long. Its product is annotated as taurine catabolism dioxygenase. Lineage: Eukaryota; Fungi; Basidiomycota; Agaricomycetes; Polyporales; Polyporaceae. The record is from RefSeq and is a predicted model, not a curated record. Gene Ontology annotation, cellular component: cytoplasm. Gene Ontology annotation, molecular function: 2-oxoglutarate-dependent dioxygenase activity. The coding region runs from base 80 to 1072 and encodes 330 amino acids. The transcript is spliced from 8 exons.
CUCGCCCGUCCCUCGCCCUCCGUUCUGUCCGAUCCUCUCUACUCAUCCCAUCUGCUCGCCAUCUACCAUCGAGCUCACAAUGACCGACUCAAUCGAACGUGGUCUUCUCCGCUCUCUCUCCAACUACCCCGCCCGGGACGAGACUGUACACAUUGGGACAACCUUCACAGACCCUUCGACGCAGUUAAGCGCGAUCCUCAACGCGCCUAAUGCCGACGAGCAGCUCCGCGACCUCGCGCGCCUGGUCUCUGAACGCGGCGUGGUCUUCUUCAAGGACCAGGACAUCAAGAUCGAGGACCAGCUCAAGCUCGCCGACCGUCUUGGCCGUCUGUCGGGCAAGCCUGAGACAUCGGGCCUGCACAUCCAUCCCGUCUCGGAGACUACGGCCGAGUUUGGGCCGGAGGUGAGCGUGAUCUCAAGCAAGAAUGGCAUUGCACGCGCGGGCGUCAAUGAGCACACGCGCGCGAGCACGGGCUGGCACGCGGAUAUUACCUUCGAAAAGGUCCCCUCCGAUUAUGCUAUCCUCAAAAUCCACACUCUUCCCAAGGUCGGCGGUGAUACCCUCUGGGCGAGCGGCUACGAGGCCUACGAUCGCCUCUCCCCAGCCUUCAAGCGUUUCCUCGAGGGCCUGACUGCUGUACAUAACGCGGACUUCUUCAACGAGUAUGCGAAGGCGAAGGGUGUCAAAAUCCAGGACCCGCGCGGCUCGCCUCUCAACAAGGGCGAGAACCUCACCGCUGUCCACCCUGUGAUCCGCACGAAUCCCGUGACGGGCUACAAAACGCUCUACGUCAACCGCACCUUCACCAAACGCAUCCUCGAGCUCACUCCCGACGAGUCCGACGACGUCCUCCAGUACCUAUUCCGGCACGUCGCGGAGAACCACGACCUGCAGGUGCGCUACAGGUGGGGCAAGAACGAUGUCGCGAUCUGGGACAACCGCUCGACGUUCCACACUGCGACGCUUGAUUAUGGCAAGGAGGACCGGGAGGGAAACCGGGCGGUGAGUCUGGGCGAAGUGCCGUAUUUUGACCCCAAGAGCAAGAGUAGGCGAGAGGCGCUCGGGUUGUGAGGUGCGACAUGAACUGAACUAUCGGUGCUUGUUUGUGCCGGAAGUUGGAUGCCCUUGAGGUUGUAAAAUAGAGGAAUGCAUAAACUUCGGUACGGAGGAAGAAUCAUCAUGAUAUUUAAAC